Molecule: messenger RNA, 609 nt
Organism: Cuculus canorus (common cuckoo)
Lineage: Eukaryota; Metazoa; Chordata; Aves; Cuculiformes; Cuculidae
Gene: RPS17
Product: ribosomal protein S17
Exons: 5
Coding region: 157-564 (135 amino acids)
Biological process (GO): translation
Cellular component (GO): ribosome
Molecular function (GO): structural constituent of ribosome
Source: RefSeq, a predicted model, not a curated record
AGUGCUGCGGGGGCGGACAACGGGACCCGGGGGAGCCCCAGUCCCGCUUCGCGCUUCUGGGGCCCCCGGGCCGCAGAGCGGCGCUGUGGGGCCGCCUCCUCCGCGCGCCGCACGCCUCCCAUCGGCCUUUGCGCUCUCGCCGCUGCCGCCGCAGCCAUGGGACGUGUCCGGACGAAGACGGUGAAGAAGGCGGCGCGCGUGAUCAUCGAGAAGUACUACACGCGACUGGGCAACGACUUCCACACCAAUAAGCGCGUCUGCGAGGAGAUCGCCAUCAUCCCCAGCAAGAAACUUCGCAACAAGAUCGCGGGGUACGUCACCCACCUGAUGAAGCGCAUUCAGAGGGGACCUGUCCGAGGCAUCUCCAUCAAACUGCAGGAGGAGGAGCGGGAGAGGAGGGACAACUACGUUCCCGAGGUCUCCGCCCUUGACCAGGAAAUCAUUGAAGUGGACCCCGAUACCAAGGAAAUGCUGAAGCUCCUGGACUUUGGCAGCCUGUCCAACCUGCAGGUGACGCAGCCAACAGUGGGGAUGAACUUCAAAACGCCACGAGGAGCGCUCUGAGCCGGCCACUGCUUGUUGCUUUUCCAAUAAAUGUGGGAAACUGUC